This is a messenger RNA of Aureobasidium pullulans EXF-150, 1384 nucleotides long. RefSeq names its product NAD(P)-binding protein. The coding region runs from base 209 to 1228 and encodes 339 amino acids. Lineage: Eukaryota; Fungi; Ascomycota; Dothideomycetes; Dothideales; Saccotheciaceae. Gene Ontology annotation, cellular component: mitochondrion. Gene Ontology annotation, molecular function: oxidoreductase activity. The transcript has a single exon. The record is from RefSeq and is a predicted model, not a curated record.
CUUAGCAUUUGAGCUCCAAGAGCUUCGGAAACCACGUCUGCCGGUGGACGAACCAGCAGCCGACGGUCGAAUACAUGGCCGACGAGUGAAUGUGUCCCAUGCUUUAAAGUGGUCGUGCUUGAGGCUAUCCACUCCGUUCUCAGACUCGUCGCUGAACAUUCUCAUACCGCCAUUGUUAUCCUGUUUCGAGCUCAAGUCCUUUUCCAAGAUGCAGGCUUGGCAAUAUUCAACAACUGGCCAGGACAUCGUCGCAGCUCUGGAGCUCAAGAACCUGGAUAUCCGGGCCAAAUCCUCGCUUCGCAAAGAUGAAUUGCUCAUCGAAGUCAUCUCCGCAUCCAUAAAUCCUGUCGAGUACAAAAUACCCGAGGCCAGCGGUGUCAUGUCCUCUUUUUUGCUGUCACUCCCAGCUACACCGGGUCUUGAUUUCUGUGGUCGAGUCGCAGCGAAGCACAAAGACUGUUCUGCUUUCCAGGAGGGUCAAAAUGUCUUUGGCGCGCUCAGUAGUGCUUUCAUCAAGGCUGGGACACUCGCUCGCUUCGUUGUCGUCAACUCGAACCAAUGUGUGCUUUUACCACCUGGAGUUGAUCCGGAUCAGGCCGCCGCGACAGGCACAGCAGCGCUUACAGCCUACCAAUCGCUGUUCCCUAACAGCACGACACAGCCCGGGUCACAUGUGUUGAUCAACGGAGGGAGCGGCGGAAUAGGCACUUUCGCCAUACAGAUGGCCAAAGCCAGAAACAUACACGUCACUGUCACAUGUUCAACCCCAAACAUCGAACUCUGCAAAGCAGUUGGAGCAGAUGAAGUCAUUGACUAUACAAAGUGCGACCUUAUCUCAGAAUUGACUCAACGUGGACAGGUGUUUGACUCAGUCCUCGACAACGUCGGUGUGCCAGACAAUCUCUAUCACAAGAGCCAUCAGUUCUUGAAACCUAGCGGCACCUUUGUACUGGUUGCCGCGAACCCCAACGUCUCCGGCAUGGCUCGAAUCGCGCGAUUGUUCAUGCAACCAUCAUUAUUAGGGGGAGGUCAGCGCCGUCUGAUGUGGACAAUGGUGGAAACAAAGCAAGCAGACCUUACGCAGAUCGCUGAAUGGCUCGCCGACGGGAGCCUGCGUACAAUCGUCGACUCUACGUUUGAAUUCGAGGAUGUACCAAAAGCUUUCCAAAAGCUGAAGCUGGGUCGUACUAAGGGCAAAAUCGUCAUCCAUGUCGCAAAGCAGCCAUAGAGUAAGACCGUUUCCGUUGCAAUUUUGUCGGAAGACGCUGCUCCACAGAGCUUGGGAAGACCUAAAACUUCCUACUCACAUCCUAUGGACGAGCGUGCGCCAUGUUUUGAAGAAGAAAUGUAUUCAUUUUGCAAUCAUUAUUUGAACUAAGCAGAU